This is a messenger RNA of Hevea brasiliensis (rubber tree), 1526 nucleotides long. RefSeq names its product cysteine-rich receptor-like protein kinase 10. The record is from RefSeq and is a predicted model, not a curated record. Lineage: Eukaryota; Viridiplantae; Streptophyta; Magnoliopsida; Malpighiales; Euphorbiaceae. Gene Ontology annotation, molecular function: protein kinase activity; ATP binding. Gene Ontology annotation, biological process: protein phosphorylation. The coding region runs from base 24 to 1526 and encodes 500 amino acids. The transcript has 5 exons.
CCCCAACAAGAACGAGAGGAAACAUGCUCACCAAAAUGCAUACUCUUGCAUCCUUCAUACUCCUACUCUCCUCGCUUCUCAGCCUUAACAUUACCACUGAAGCACAGGUCACUUACCGUUAUCAUUAUUGCACAAACUCCACUGCUUUCACCAGAAACAGUACCUACCAGGAUAAUCUAAAUGUCCUUCUCUCCUCUCUUUCCUCCAAUUCAACCCUCAGCAGUGGGUUCUAUAACAGCUCUACUGGGCAGAACCCUGACAAUGUCUAUGGCCUCUUUCUCUGCCGUGGUGACCUUAGCACCGAUGUUUGCAAAGAUUGUGUCACCUUGGCCACCCAAGAUAUUGUCCAACUCUGCCCCACCCAAAAAGAGGCCAUAGUAUGGUACGAUGAAUGCUUACUACGUUAUUCAAACCAGUUCAUCUUUUCCAGUAUGGCCCAAGAACCUGUUGUUUACUUGCUCAACUCACAGAAUAUAACAGAUCAAGGACGUUUUGACGAGCUAUUGAUGACCACUAUGGACGAUACAGCUUCACAGGCCGCAAACGCUUCGUCAGGUGCUAAAAAGUUCGCAAUCAAAGAAGUGAAUUUUACAGAGCGUCAAAACCUCUACACCCUUGCGCAGUGCACGCCCGACCUUUCUGUUUCUGAUUGUCGUCAAUGUCUUCAGACAGCUAUGUCUCGGUUGCCAGGUUGUUGUAGUGGAAAGCAAGGAGGAAGAGUCUUAGUUCCAAGCUGUAAUAUUCGGUAUGAGACAUAUAAGUUCUAUAAUGCAACCGGUGUGCUACCUUCUCCUCCAGGUGCAACAAGACCACAAGCAGGAAACAGCGGUGUCUCAAAAGCUACAAUUAUAGCAAUUGUUGCUCCAAUUGCUGCGUCUAUUGUACUCAUCUGCAUGGGCUACUAUUUACUAUGUAGACGGGCAAGAAAGAAUUAUGGCUCCAUACGGGAAGAUGCUGACAGUGAAAUUACAACAGUCGAGUCCUUGCAAUUUGAUUUGGGUACAAUAGAAGCUGCCACAAAUAAUUUCUCCAAUGAUAAUAAAUUGGGUGAAGGUGGAUUUGGUGAGGUUUAUAAGGGUAGAUUCUUUAAUGGACAAGAAAUAGCCGUGAAGAGGCUGUCAAGAAGUUCUAUGCAAGGUGCAGAAGAAUUUAAGAAUGAAGUCAUGUUGGUAGCCAAGCUUCAACACCGAAAUCUAGUGAGGCUGCUAGGAUUUUGCCUUGAAGGGGAAGAAAAGAUUCUGGUUUAUGAAUUUGUGCCCAACAAAAGCCUUGACUACUUUCUAUUCGACCCUGAAAAGCGAAGGCAAUUGGAUUGGCCAAGGCGUUACAAGAUAAUAGAAGGAAUUGCUAGAGGAAUUCUUUAUCUCCAUCAGGAUUCUCGCUUCAGAAUUAUACAUCGUGAUCUUAAAGCUAGCAAUAUUUUAUUAAAUGAAGAUAUGAAUCCGAAGGUUUCAGAUUUUGGUAUGGCUAGGAUUUUUGGAGUUGAUCAAACUCAAGGAAAUACAAAUAGAAUUGUUGGAACAUAG